AUGGGGGACGUGAACUAUGUAAAUCAAGGGGACAACAACCGGUACUUCAAUAAUCACCGCCCCAACUUUCAGGGUGGAGGAUAUAAUCAGUUCGGGAACAAAUGGCAUCCCAAUCUCUUUUAUGGAAACCCAAAUAAUGCUCUGCAACCACCCCCGGGGUUCACAGUUACUGAUGGAGUGGUUAAUGAUCCGAAGAAGAUGACCACGGAAGACAUACUCAACCAGAUUUCCCAGAUUGUGAGUACUAUUACUCAAUCGGGAAAAUUCCCUUCGAACACCAUCAUAAAUCCCAAAGAAUGCAAAGCUGUGCAUCUAAGGAGUGGCACUGUUUAUGAAGCUCCCUCACUGCCUGUGACCACAUCUGAUACCGUUCUUGAGCCCAAGGUUGCCGUGGCAGAGAAGGAAAAGGUGGCUGAAAAGGAGAAUACUGGCACCACUUCUGGAGUAAAGGUGCCAUUCCCGCAGGUACUGAAUCAGAAGAAGAAGAAAGAUGAGCAGUUCACUCGAUUUCUGGACAUCUUCAGAAAGGUGCAUGUGAACAUUCCUUUGAUCGAGGCACUGCAGCAAAUGCCUAAGUACGCUAAGUUUCUGAAGGAGGUGAUAGCCCAGAAGACCAGUUGGGGGCAGGUUGACACUAUUAAUCUAACUGAAAAUUGCAGUGCUCUGCUGCAAAGGAAACUGGCUGCCAAGCUGAAGGAUCCUGGAAGUUUCACUGUCGACUGCCUCAUUGGGGGCUAUAAGGUGGAGAAUGCUCUCUGCGAUCUAGGCGCGAGCAUUAAUCUAAUCCCACUAUCGGUGUUCAAGCAAAUGAACAUUGAAGACAAGGGAGUCCCCCUACUGCUAGGACGUCCCUUCCUUGCCACUGCUGAGGCAAAUAUAAACGUGAAAAAGGGAGAGUUGACAAUCUUCAUGGGAGAAGAAAGUCAAACAUUUUCCCACAAACCGAGAAGCAUGGAUGGAAGAACUGAGGAGUGCAAGGUGGUGCGUCUGAAGCACCAAGAGACUACUGAAGAAGGAGGAUCGAGUGUAGUCAGAAAAGUGAAGCAGAAGGACUUUUAUGAGCUUCACAUGGAGAUGAUGGCUUCCACUGACUCGGAGCCAAUAGCAUGGAUCGAUGCAGACCAUAGUUGCCCUUCACCGGUGCACGCGGUGAUCACUACUGAACCCCCUAGGAUGGGGGGUAAAAUACCAACUGAUGCCAAGGGAUGA
This is a messenger RNA of Salvia splendens (bonfire salvia), 1209 nucleotides long. RefSeq lists its product as uncharacterized. The coding region runs from base 1 to 1209 and encodes 402 amino acids. The record is from RefSeq and is a predicted model, not a curated record. The transcript has 3 exons. NCBI's taxonomy places the organism in Eukaryota, Viridiplantae, Streptophyta, Magnoliopsida, Lamiales, Lamiaceae.